GCAGCACGCAACAUCACACUGUAGCAAUAGAAUCUCAAAAGCUUCACGCCUCAGCAUUUCUCCUGCCCUUUGCGUCCCUCAUUUUCCUCCGAAAAUUUCUCGCGGGCCAUGAUUUCCGUGCGAGGACUGAAGUAAAAGCCCUAGCAUUCUCUGAUCAUCCUAGGACAAAAAAAUUUAUGGCCUAAGAUUUUCAUGCAGGUGCAUUGUCAGCUUUAUGUAUUGCCUAGCUUAAGGGACUGGCAUAGUGGCGUGCGUGCUUUUGCUUUAGCAGCUGUGAUCAGCCUUUCUGGAGUGCUUUCUAUUUCGGGUCAAGGCGCAUUGAUAGCUUUGUGUGUUGCCUAGCUUAAGGGAAUGGCAAAGUGCUGUACCUUCUCCUCUGGAAUCUGAACUGAUUGACAUUGCCGCAGAGAGAAUACCAUCAUUGCCUGUUAGGUAUAAUUAUGGCACAUGAUACACGAUCUAGUCGGAAAAUGAAGGAUGAUGAGGAUAGUAAGUCAAAAGGGAGGCAAAUCAGUAGUAAAGGAUCAAGUACUUCAGGUUCUGGAGCAUCGGAUACAUCUGGAUUAAGGAGGUCUGCUAGAGAAACAUCGUUGAAGAAAAACAUAACUUUGGGCCCUUCUAUUACUAGGAAGUCUGAAAGACUCGAUAAAAAAAUUUCUGAAACUCCUCCAUUCAAGAGGAAAUCCGAGAGAUUUGAGAAGAAGUUGACUCCAACUCCACCGAGGAUUUCUGAUAGAGUCAAGAAUCACUCAUCAAAUUCUUCUGGGUCUAAAAAUUCAGAGAAAAGCUCAGGUUCAUCAUUGAUGAAGCGGAAAAGGGAACAAAAAGAGAAGAAUGUAAAAGAAUUGACAGAGGCAACUCGAGAAGUUAGCAAAAGUGUAGGAUCUGGCUGUGUGAAGAACAAAAUAAGAAAUGCUCAAGCUUAUAAGGCAUUUUUCAUGAAACAAAGAAAGAAGCUUAGAGCACAAGGACAUAGCGAGGAGCAGAGCAGGCAGAAUAAAGUUUCUGAGGGAGGCGGCAAUGAUUGUCGAGGCACGGUUGAUGGGCUUGGUAAAGGCAUUGAAGCAGUGGAAUCUGAUUCCACUGUAAAUAAAUUUUCAAAUGAAACAGUGGAAGAUAAUCAGGGAGGGGGCUUGUCCCACUCAAGCCCAAGGCCUAGCUGCAUGGAGGAAGCUUCUGAGUUUGGAAAUGGCGAUGGCUUAGAAAUUUGUGGUCAACAACCACUGGCAUCAGUCCUAUAAUGCCAUGACGAAAGAGAUCAGUGAUGCACCUGCAAGGGUACGUGUGUAUUGCCCUGGUGAGGAACAAUUGAAGAUGCCAGAGUUGAUAGGUCCUACAGUCAAUGGAAGUAUAGAUGAUCUCCACAUGAGCUUGAAAACGGGUCAUUGUGUUACACUCUCAAAGAGAAAAAGGAACAUGAAGGAUGAGGGUUCUGAUUCUUCUGCAGUUAAUGGAAGUAAAGAUGUCUGCACCUUGAUUGCUGAUGCUGUCUCCUCAUUGCCAUCUGGGUCCACAACGGAUGCUUCUGUUGGAACUUGCGGUGCAUGUUUGAAACGACAAAGGGUGGAAAAUGAUCCAACGAAGCUGGAGAUUUACUCUUGCAGCACAAAAUUAAAUCAGGAGUUAUAUAGUACAUCAGCAACUGAGGUGCAUCCGUAUAGAGGAGAACUCAUAGCUGAUAGUGCGACAUAUGUUCCUGAAAAGCUUAAUGGCAUGCAGCAAAAGGACUUUUCUGUAGAAUUUCAAACAAAUGGUGACCAAAAUACAUGCCUCAUCUGUUCUCUUGGUGGGAAGCUCUUGUGCUGUAAUGGAAGAGGAUGCAGGACAAGCUACCAUCUUUCUUGUCUAGAUCCUCCUAUAGAUGAUGUUUCUCUUGGACUUUGGUACUGUCCCAUGUGUGUUAGAAAAAAGUUAGAAUCUGGUAUAUAUUCGCUGUCAGAGGGAAUAGAGUCAAUCUGGGAUGCUAGAGAAGUAGAGGUAUCUGAUGUUGAUGGAUUGCAAAAGAGGGAGGAGUUCUUUGUUAAAUACAAAGGUCUUGCUCAUAUUCACAACCAAUGGGUACCAAGAAGUACAGUUCUUCUUGAAGCUCCUACCCUUGUGGCAAUGUUCAACCGAAAUAACCAGGUCACAAGGUGGAGGAAAGAGUGGACAGUUCCACAUCGGCUGCUACAAAGGAGAUCAUUAAUGUCUCCUAAGCAGCGUGAAAACUAUCUUGGGGAACAUAUUGGUGAUAACUUAUUUUGUCAGUAUGAAUGGCUUGUGAAAUGGCACGGUCUUGAUUAUGAUGAUGCUACUUGGGAGUUAGAGAAUGCUGCAUCCUUUGAUUCACCUGAGGGUCAGGGCCUUAUAAGAGAUUAUGAAAGGCGCCGGCAGAGGGUGAAGAAGUCCUCUGAAACGGAUAAGGUGCCAAAGAUACUUGAAAGCAAAAAGUGUUUAACAGUGAAUUUAUCCGAACUGCUAGCUGGAGAUUCAUCCAGAUUUGAUAAUUCAUGUCUAGAGAACAUUAACAAGCUACGUGAGCUGUGGCACAAGGGUGAGAAUGCUGUUGUUGUUGAUGAUAAGGAACGAAUUGCGAAGGUGAUUGCAUUUAUUCGAUCUUUGCAGUCUGAUGCCUAUCGGCCUUUUCUGAUCAUCUCAACUCCGUCUACACUUUGUUAUUGGGAGAAUGAGUUCUCCCGUUUGGCACCAUCUAUGAAUGUUGUGGUUUACAGUGGAAAUAAAGAUUUACGGAGAAGUAUUAGGUCAAUAGAGUUUGAUGAGGCUGGUGGCAUUUUUCAAGUACUUGUUACCUCACCGGAGGCUAUUAUUGAGGAUAAAAAUGUAUUCGAACACAUACGAUGGGAAACUAUCAUAAUUGAUGCGUGCCACCACCCUACAAUCUCUACACAGUUGGUGCAGAUGAAGAUGCUACGUACCCGUAAGUGGCUUCUCCUGGUCAGUGGAGUACUUAAGGAGAGCAGUGCUGAGUACCUCUGUUUGUUGUGUCUCCUUGAUUCUGAAAGCAAUUCACAAACUGGUGAUCACUUCCUAAGCAGUUGCAGUGAUAUUAUUGUUAAAUUAAAGGACAGGCUUUCAAGGUAUAUUUCUCAUGGAUGCGAACCUGACUCUCCCAGGUUUAGGGAGUAUUGGGUUCCUGUACAGAUAUCAACUGUCCAGCUAGAGCAGUACUGUGAAAAUUUACUGUCAAACUCCACAUUAGUUCUCUCAUUGGCAAAGAACGAUCGCGUUGGAGCAGAUAUAACUUUAUCAAAAAAAGCACUCUAUGAUGCAACUCUAGCUGCUCGGAAGUGCUGUGAUCACCCCUACAUUGUGCACCCACCCUUACAAGCCUUGCUUACUAAAGACCUUCAAGCAGUUGAGUAUUUGGAUGUAGGGAUCAAAGCAAGUGGCAAGCUUCAGCUUCUUGACAUGAUGCUUAAGGAGAUAAAGAAUCAAAAUUUAAGAGUACUUAUCCUGUUCCAGUCAAUUGGUGGUUCAGGAAAAGCUUUUUCUCUCGGCGAUAUUUUGGAUGAUUUCCUGCGUCUAAGAUAUGGUGAAAAUUCCUAUGAACGCGUCGAAUGUGGUGUCCUUCGUUCUAAGAAGGAUGCUGCUAUGAACAUGUUCAACAAUAAGGAGUUUGGUAGAUUUGUGUUCUUACUGGAGGCUCGUGCCUGUCUCCCCAACAUCAAACUGUCAUCAGUUGAUACUGUCAUCAUAUUUGGUAGUGACUGGAUUCCACACAAUGAUAUAAAAGCCCUGCAAAAGAUAUCACUUGAUUCCCAGUUUGAACGUAUAAAAGUAUUUCGCUUAUAUUCAACUUGUACGGUGGAGGAGAAAGUUCUGGUUUGUGCAAAACAAGGGAAGAUUCUUGAUAGUGACAUGCAGAAUGUGAGCAGUAGUAUGCUUCUAUGGGGGGCACCUUAUCAACUUGAUAAACUAGACGAGUUCCAUGGCUUUAACACCCCAGCGCCUACUAGAAAUAUCUUGUCUGAAGAAUCACUUCUGAAAGAUGUCGUCCAGGAGCUCUUCUCCAUACUUCCUCAGCAUGGCGAGAACAGUGGCUCAUGUAAUUACUCUAAGAUUUUAAGAGUUCAACAAACUGGAGGAGCAUACAGUUCAGAGGUUCCGUUGCUUAGUGAGAUGAAAAAUGAAUAUACUGGCGAAGGACAGCCUCUUAGUUUUUGGACAAAACUGUUGGAAGGAAAGCAUCCUCAGUGGAAAUAUUGUUCUGGUUUGUCUCAGAGGAAUCGGAAACGAGUACAACCUUUUGAUGAGUUACUGAAGAAACCAGAAAUUGUAAAAAAACGCGGGAAGGUGGUAAAUGGUAAUGAUGAUGCACCCCAUCCGAAGCCUGGAUCAGAGGUGAAAUCAGUUCCUGGAUGCAAGGAAGGAAUUUCUGGGGCUGCAGCAGAUAAUUUGCUUCAUUCUUUUCACCGGUCAACUGCCUGUGCAAAUAAAGUAACUGAUGAAAUUCAUGAUUCCACUUCAGAUAAUGUGAAUAAUCCGGAACAUAACACGCUUGAGUCUGAGGAGAGAAGAAAAUUGUGUGAUGCCCAGAAAAGUCUCCAUGAACUUCUGAAGCCAGAUAUAUUAAGACUAUGUGGAAUCUUACAAGUCUCAGAUGCUGUCAGGGUUAUGGUCAAACUGUUUCUGGAAUAUGUAAUGAGUAAUCACCAUGUUAAUAGAGAACCAGCGACAAUAUUGCAGGCAUUUCAGAUAUCUCUGUGUUGGCUUGCAGCUUCAUUUCUGAAGCAGAAAGUUGACCACAAAGAAUCUCUUGCACUUGCAAAGCAGCAUCUUAACUUCAAUUGCAAAAAGGAUGAGGCAGAGUAUGUUUAUUCGAUGUUGCGGUGUCUGAAAAGAACAUUUUUACACAGUAUAGGGGCUUUUAAGGCUGUGGAAUCUCCAAAGUUUUCUAAUUUAUCAAGUAAAGAUGUUUUGAAGAAUUCAGAUGCAAAGGCUUCACAGCCAAUAAAUUCUAACUUGCAGCAUGUCAAAUCAGACAUUAAAGACUUACCACCAAGUCAAGAAUAUUUUGCACAAGAAGAUGUCUCAAAAAGUAUUAAAGAAAUUCAGAAAACGCUCCAGAAGAAGAUGAAAAAACUUAUAGAGAAGCAAAGCAAAGAUAAUAAUGAAGUUUUGAGAACUUAUGAGGAAGAAAAGGGGCGUCUAGAAAGAGAGCUUAAAGCAGAGACAAUUGUUGUUCGAUCUUGUUUUCAGAAUAGUACAUCAAUGAGGACAGAUAAGCUUAAGAUGUUGGAAAAGAAUAUAGAAGAAAAUAACAACCAGCUUGACCUACGUCUUGAGCAUCUUGAGGCCUCACACUUGGAAGCAAGGAUUAAAUUGAGGGAGAUAGGGAAACGAUGGGUAGAGGAAGUACAAUCCUGGGCUCGUGCUGAAUUGUUGGAUAGAUCACCCUCAAAUACACUUAAGCCUUGGUUGGAAUGCUCAAGAACUAGUGAAUGUCAAAGUAGUGAAGAUCAUGAAGAUUUUGCCACUUUUAGAGUACAUGACUUUGACAGCAUUCUGCAUAGUGGGACAGGAGGAAUUAAAGCACCAUCUCCAACUCCACAAAGUGUUCCUGCUGAAGCUGUAGCACAUACCGUCCCCAUUAGAACUGAGGAGACCCCUGCUAGGCCACUUGGUGCGUUACAUAUGACUUCUGUGGCAGCUUCAUGUACUGAUUUCAUGGGUAAAACUAAAAACAAAGCUGAAAGUUCAAGUGAUGUUCAAGAGAGUGUGGUAUCUGUGAAUCCUUGUGCCAAAGCACAAAUUACUGAUGGAGGUGCUGCAGGUAAUAGGGAGCUGGAUGUUCCAGAAGUUGCCUGUUCUACUGAUGGCUUUCAGAAAGUUGUCACCUCCAGUCUUCCAUUUCAAGAACGGAUACCCAGUGCAGACACAUCACCCAUAUACCAUGGGGAGGUCAGACUGGAUGUGCCCAGAGCAGUCUGUUCAACUGAUAGUCCACACCGACCACAUCCCUCAAAUCUGCGUUCUGAUGGGGCUGCAUUAAACAUGCCUGACAAAGAGGCUCCAUUGGGAUUGCCGGAGACUGCCUGUUUGAGUCAUAGCUUGCAAAACAUCGUUUCUGUGAGGGAACCUUCACCGGAAGAAAACCAUGUAGGGAAGCGAACCAUGCCAGAUAAAGAGGUUGAAUCAGGAGUGUUUAAGACUGUCAGUUCAAAUGAUGCACUAGGGAAUCUUGUCUAUGUGGAUCUACUGGCUGGAGGACAGAUGCUUGAAAAAGUGACGGAACAUGAGACUGUCAGUUCCAGUCAUGAUUUGCAUGACGUUUCUGUGAGCCCACCUCCAUCUGAAGGACAAAGCCAUAAAGUGAUGGUAACCAUACCAGAGAAAGAGGUCGAUUCAGGAGUGCUUGAGACUGGCAGUUGCAGUGAUAGACUGGAAUAUCAUGUCUCUGUGAAUCCACCUUCGUCUGAAGAAGAAAUCCCUGAAAAAUCAACAGAAUAUGAGCCUGUCAAUUCAAGUCAUGGUCUCCACAAUGUUCUGCCUGUGUCAGCUACCUCUGAAGAACAAAUCCAUAAAGUGACAGUACACAUGCCAAAUAAAGAGGUUGAUUUGUCAGUGCUGCAGUCUGUCAGUUCAGAUGAUGGGCAAGGGAAUCUUGCUUCUCUGGUUCCACCUUCAUCUGAUGAACAAAUCUGUGAAAAAGCCACUGAAAAAGAAACCAGUGAAGUGGAUCUUAUAGCGUCUGAUAGUGCACCAGGGGCUUACCAGCAGAAUGGAGUUGAUACUGUGACCAAUGGAAGCUCUGAUCAGGAAAUGCCCCUGGUAAAUUCACCUGGAGUGCAUCCUGUGGCCUUGGUUCCUGGUGGUUCAGCGACACUGGAUCAGGCAUACCAAGACAAAGGCACUCUGGUAGAAACAUCUGAUGCAGAGCAAGAAGAUGCAGAAGCCAGUGAACAGCAGAAUCCUUGCCAACAAGUUGAAAAUACAGCACCCGAAUCUGCUCCGACUGUAGCUUCCAAUUUGUCUAAUCGUGAAUUGCCAGACAUUGAGACUGUAGUGCAACAGCCAUCCUAUAAUACACCUGAUAAUAGUGCUCCUGAGUUAUCUUCAGCUGGUGGAGUCGAAAUUCGACCUAGUGAAGACCGUACCUCUAACCAAAUUUCUCAUGCUUCAAUGCAUUUUGUUAAGAACAUUUCUGAUCUUUCAAAUCAAACUGUUUUGCGGCCUGUCACAUCCUCUACUGGUGAAUUUGAACCGUCAUUUUCAGACACAAGGGCAACACCUGUUACUUCUGCAUUUAAUAGUUUUCCUAUAAAUGCUGCACCCCAGGGGGGAUCUCAAGCACAUCUGCCUUCAUACACUGACCCGCUUCAAUAUGAAUUGGAAAGAUUGAAUAAACAAACAGAUCAUAUGCUUAAGUCUCAUGAAGAUGCGAAGCUACGACUGAAGGGUGAUUGCGACAAGGAAAUAGAGGAGGCUGUUGCUGAAAUUCAACGAAAAUAUGAACUUAGAUCUCAGGAGGUUGAGGCUGAAUUUCUCCUUAAAAAGAAGGAAUUGGAUUCGAUACACCACAAAGUUUUAAUGAAUAAGAUUUUGGCUGAGGCUUUCCGGUCUAAAUGCAUGGAUCUUCGGCCAUCAGGUGCAUCUGGAGUGCAGCAAGAUGGGAAUUCCAGUGUUGUGAAUUCCAGUUUCGUUCAGCAGCUGGUUCAGCUAUCUAUGCAUGAUAUACAAAGAAAUUCUCCAGUUGCUGGUUCAUCCUUGGCCAGCACUCCGGCAGCUAACCUGCAGACUUCAACUGCCCCCUUACCCAACCCAUCUUCACCUGCGACAAAUCCACUUUAUAUAGCUCCGCCUCAGCAGACUGUUCCUCUUUCAACUUCUCCUAUUCCAAGCAUCCCAGCAAAACUUCCACACAUCAGUUCCAUCUCCUCCACAGGAAACUCCCAAGGUGGGGGUAUAAUUCGUGCCCCAGCUCCACAUCUCCAACCAUUUAGACCUUCAACGUCCAUGUCUAAUCAACAGUCACAUAGCCACUCCCCCGCAACAUCUCCCUCACUUCCUCAUAUUCCACGUUCUCCAGCCCCUGGACAGCCAUCUGUUCCUCAUAAUAGGGCCCAUGAGCCUAAAAGUCCAGGGGAUCUGUCAGCUCUUCGUAGUUUAUCUGCUUUGGGGUUGCUUAUGAGUAUGAACUCUCGGUCUGGUGCAAGUCCAACAGGUAGUUCGCCCUCACUCCCAAAUUUGGUCCCAAACCGUGACCCGUUGAACCUUUCUAAUCCUUCCGUUACAGGAAGUGCUCGUGUGAACCCGGUAAAUAUAGGUGGACCCACUGACACAGUUUGUUUAUCAGAUGAUGACUAACCAGUUAUAAGAUACCAGUUCCCAUAUUUUUAGAAACUCAUUUUACCAUGUCUCUUUUCUCCUCUGGAUUAUGCACGGGGGUUGUGACUUUUGACAUGCCCUAGGAGAGGCAGGUGUGUCGUAAUGCUGUCCUUGCUGCUAGGAGUUCAUAGCUGUACAUCUUGAGAUGCCUGGUGUUCUAACGAUGGUAAUGUAAAUCAAAGUUUGUUCGUACUCUGUUUCGCGCUGCAGCGUAAAUUGGUGUCAAGGGCCAAAUGAGUUUGUACAACGUUGUCGACAACAGUAUCACAUUUUUUUACAUCUCACCUUAAUUGAUUAGCAUGCUUAUUUCCUAAA
Molecule: messenger RNA, 8643 nt
Organism: Pyrus x bretschneideri (Chinese white pear)
Lineage: Eukaryota; Viridiplantae; Streptophyta; Magnoliopsida; Rosales; Rosaceae
Product: helicase protein MOM1
Exons: 21
Coding region: 1246-8307 (2353 amino acids)
Biological process (GO): heterochromatin formation
Molecular function (GO): ATP-dependent chromatin remodeler activity; ATP binding
Source: RefSeq, a predicted model, not a curated record